Messenger RNA from Anopheles maculipalpis, 3501 nucleotides. RefSeq lists its product as uncharacterized. The transcript has 8 exons. The coding region runs from base 1 to 3501 and encodes 1166 amino acids. The record is from RefSeq and is a predicted model, not a curated record. Gene Ontology annotation, molecular function: microtubule binding; beta-tubulin binding. Lineage: Eukaryota; Metazoa; Arthropoda; Insecta; Diptera; Culicidae.
AUGCCGAAGAAAGCCAAAAGUCCGAAAAUCUCUCCGGAAGAAUUGCUCGAAGCUCUCCGGCAGGCCGAGGCGGAAAGAUGUGCCGAGGAGCAGGAGCGAUUCCGCGAGAAGGUUGCCCUAGAGCAGAAGGAAUACAACCAGCGCCGAAUGCUGCUUGUCGAGAGCGUUAAGUUAUUUCGCAGGCUCGAGAAAGCUGCUGGCGACUACGGGCAGCAGUUGGCCGACCGGAAAGAGUGGACCGAUUUCCUAUCCUGUCGAACGAACCCCAACCCGACCAGCCCGCCCGAGCUGAGAGAGUGUCUGUUCCGGUGGGUCUUUCAGCAGGAGGCACAGGAAAAGAGUUCGGUCAGCUGGACGCUGGCAGCCGACGAACGGAGCCCACUGACGCAAGACCCGAGCCGGAAGCGAAACACAAGAAAAGAUCUGAGAAAAACCUUCCGGAACAUAGGCGAAAUUUACUUGCCAACAAUCUGUGAGGCGCUGGCCGUGUUGGAAUCGAUCCAAGACAGUGUGGUGGUGCAAAAGGCGGAGAACGAAAUGGGCGAAGAAGUCGCCACGGUACGAGAUGAAAUCCGGAAGUUCAUUAGCGAUUCGCUGGACAGGAUGACCUUUCGCAUCGGGAGCAACAUUACGCGCGACAUGGACACACUAGAUCCCGUGAUGAGUGAGUUCCAGUUCCAGGCGGACAAUGUACUGGCGAUGUAUCUUCGGAGUUUUCGUCCGGUUCCACUCGCACCAGAUUAUAAUCUGCUUAUGAAAGUUAUCAACAUGGUCCCGCUCCACCUUGUACUACAUCGUCCACCAACGCUGGAACUGAAGGACUGUCUUCUAAGGGGCAUGUGGCAAGAGUUCGAUCACUACAGUAAUAUGGACCCGACGUACACUAUUCCAGCGCUGGAACCCGUUCCCGAGUUGGUCGCCGCCCAGGAAGCGGAGUGGCACGAACGCCAGGAAGUAAGACGGAAGCGUCUGACAGCGUUGCGGAAACAACGAGAAGAUUAUGAAAGCGAAGAGCGCCGUAAACAGACCGAAGCUGAAGCGCUCGAAGCUCAGAAGGGUGGUCCCGGAUCAGGCAAGGACACGAAAGCGGGUCCUCCAAAACAAGCAAAUUCAGCCAAAGGAAAAACAGGAAAAUCUCCCAAACAACCACCAGCCCCGGAGACGGUUCCAGCGGUGAUUACGGACGAUACCGAGGUUGACAUUGACGGCGAAUUCGAGCAGCAGGAAAGCGAUCGAUUUUGGGCCACGCUCGCUGCUGUAUCACCGAAAUCGCUUCCCCUCAGGCAAGGAUACAUAAACCUGCGGGAGUAUGCCAUCGUCGGUGGCGUGUUCAAGCUGGCACGCUUCGACAAGCUUCCGCAGCCGGUAGAACUGAGGCCCGAUUUCAUCUACACUAACGUUCCGGUUGGUUUGAAGUUGACAGAAAAAGGGUUUCGUGCGUAUGUUGAAAGCGACGAGUUGAUUAAAAUUGAGCUUCAGCUACCGGCCCACUGUCACUGGUGGGAAGAGCCAACCGUUUGCUGCUGGGAACCGUGGGAAGCGAGCGAACCGUUCGCCCAACUCCAGCCGGAAGUUCAACAGUUUCACCUAAAGUAUGACGAAAUCGAGGCACACAAAUCGACACUCCUGUUUGCCGCACCCAACCAUCGUACGUCCCGGGCGCUCGUUAUGGAACCAAAAGUGCUUCAAGACUUUAGCCUUAUGGAUAUUCCGUUGGAGAUGCGGCUGCACUAUCUCAUCCGCGAGCACCUUUUGCCACGCAUCCCGGAAGGAUAUCGAUUCCGGGCGGAGUUGAAACGCCUGUACACACUACUGACGGAGCGAGCCGCCCGACGGAAGGCACGUGACCGGGAGCAGAUGGCACGGGACGGGAUGAUGCAGAAGUACGACCAAUUUCUCACCAACAGCCAUCCUGCGAACGGGGAACCAUUGAUGUUGCUGUCGGAAAUGCGCCUCCCAAUCGAACCCGAUAUUGACAUCGGGGAGGAUAGAGACGCAGUGGCCGGGAGUUCUAUGGUGGAAGAUGCCACCCAAGAGCAAUUGCAGGAAAUGGAUGAAAAAUUGCAACAAUUUUCAUUGGCGCCUCUGGACGGAGCGAGAUACCUGCAUCCACCCGUUCCGCUUUGUCAAGCCCUCAUAACCGGUAGGUACGACGGGUCCGAGACGAGCAUUACCGAGCUGGAACAGGAAAUGGAGGCACUCGUGCAGAGAAUGGAAUCGCCCAACGCUAUGCUGGACAGCGAUUCCAACGAGCGUUUGUGUCGCAUGUUUUCCACCUUUCUGGCACUGCUCGAGUAUCUGCGGGAAAAGGAACGACCACACUUUCCAGCGCUCCCGUCGGAUGAGGAUGAAACGGUCGGACAUCCGUCCACUCGGCCUACUCUGGACGCUGAGAAGCAGCGGAAACGGCCGCAGUUUGAGAUUCGCACUACGAAAAAGUAUCCACUCGGGUUAGGCAUUGGACGAACGCGCACACUAUCCGGUGCGAGUGAAGCUUCCAGCACUCUGGACGACAAAAAGAAGCGCAAGCAGCGGAAAAAGUCACUCGACAGUGGCAAGACACAGCGGGGUGAACACUUAGCGUUGCAGGACACAUCGGAGCAAGGGUCGGAGAUUGGAAGUUCGCAGGAUUCGCGCCUAUCGCUGAUCGAGCACGAACCGGGCCGAUGGUCAACGAUGCCCAUACACAGCCAAUCGUACGAUCCGGACCAAGGACUGCUUACGUUCUACACUGAUCGGUUGGGAGUGUACGGGUUGGCCUCGCGGAAGUACUGCAAUAUCCCAUUCGUGCACUGGGAUAUUCGACGCCACGGGAGAGUUGCUGCCCUUACCACCGCUCUUACCCUCUCCACCAAAUCCUUCCAAAUCGUGUUCUACGUCACCUCGCAAGGCUAUCGAGUGGCGCUGCAAGAGCACAGUAAACGCGACACCAAAAAGCUCACAGAUGAAGUCCCUCCCGUCCCGGUGUUUCCCACCGAUGGAACGUUUUCGCUGCAAGAGCUUGAAAAGUUUCUUCACCGAAGCAACGUGCACGUGUUUCCCCAAGUGGACACCUGUUUCUACGUCUCCGGGCUGGAGUCUGCGUCGUGUCCCAAGCAUCCUUCAAUGGAGGCGCACAAUUUGCGGUGCUUGGGUGUGUUUUGUCUGACGCACAACUUCCAGCACUGUCUGUGGAACCGGUACGCCAAUCGACGCACUUCACUCGUACUCAGCCGCGAGUUGAUCGAGGGACGGAACGAGCCCGAGUUCGGAACUAUCAUGAUAACACCACUUAAGUCACAGCACGUCGAGGUGGAGGAGCUGUGUUCGGAUUCGCUCGAGGAAAUACUGCUGGCGUUCCAUCCACGCCCCGAGGAGCAAAGUUACAAUGCGGAUUGCUAUGGCUUGCUAAAGGACGGUCUGGAGGAACCGUCGCGCAAAGUAUUGGCCAAAACACCACCACUGCUUCAAUGGCACGUUGGGCAACUCCUGCAGAAGCUACGUCUGCUUAGCUACUCGUGA